Messenger RNA from Striga asiatica, 926 nucleotides. The record is from the annotation of a GenBank genome assembly. Lineage: Eukaryota; Viridiplantae; Streptophyta; Magnoliopsida; Lamiales; Orobanchaceae.
CCUAACGGUACGGAGACCCGAGUCCUACACAACACAACGACGACUUGGCAAAAGUCGUGAGGCUGAGUCGCUUGACGAGUCACACUCGCUCUCGGACUCGCUGACUGAACCACUUCAUGUAUUUGUAUAUAAAUCAAAUCAGCUAGCCCCUGAGUUUUUAAAAACACAACUCACAAAAAUAUUCAUUGAUUUUCUUGGUCCAUUUUAUCAAGUUCCUCCAAAUCCAAUAGUUGUUUUUCUUUUUCAGUCGACAAAAUCUUAUUUGUCUUAUUUAUUCCAAUAAAAUCCUUUCAGUUCAAUCUCGAAAUUCCAGCAGAAGACAUAAAGAGUAAAAAAUGAAGAUAAUUGUGGUGAAAUUAGAGUUCGCUGACGAGAAAAUCAAUCAAAAGGCCAUGAAAACGGUCUCCGGUCUCUCAGGUGUACAGUCCAUUACAAUUGGACCGAAGGUCAAAAGGUUGACCGUUACUGGAGACGUUGACCCAGUGGAUGUAGUGGAAAAGUUGAGGAAACUUUGUCACACAGAUUUAGUGUCUGUUGGGCCAGCAAAAAAGCCUGAAAAAGAAAAAGAGAAGCCCAAAACUGAAGAUGAAAAGAAGAAAAACAGCCCAAAAUUGGAUCCGGCCCAAUUUCUGAAGGCUUAUCAAGCACACUAUCAAGCCCCGCCGCAAUACUAUCGUCAGUAUCAGUCGUACUAUAAAAGUGUCGAGGAGGAUCCAAAUGGUUGCGCCAUUUGCUGAAUACAAAAUGUCUCUUGUAAAACGAAAUAUUUGCUGCAUUUGUCAUAUAGAAAAAAAUUAAAUCAUAAUAUAAAAGUAUUUUAAGUGUCAUAACAUAAAUUAAAUCUGUAUUUUCCCUGGUCACAUGAUUCAAUUUGCAAAAGGGAUACAUAUUCCCAUAUUUAAUUGCCAAGUAGUGAUUAUUCUCGC